Messenger RNA from Lates calcarifer (barramundi perch), 5234 nucleotides. RefSeq names its product Indian hedgehog signaling molecule. Gene Ontology annotation, biological process: multicellular organism development; cell fate specification; protein autoprocessing. Gene Ontology annotation, molecular function: patched binding; calcium ion binding. The coding region runs from base 2782 to 4041 and encodes 419 amino acids. The transcript has 3 exons. The record is from RefSeq and is a predicted model, not a curated record. Lineage: Eukaryota; Metazoa; Chordata; Actinopteri; Centropomidae.
UUAACGCAGUUAAAUGAAGAAAAACCAUUGUUCUUUACGUAUACAAGCCUUUUUAAAAUAUUUCUUUUGUUUUAAAACCACAAAUCAUCUGUGUUUACAUCUAAAGGUGCAUUUUGAGGUCGUUUUUUCUCCCCGAGCUCAGACAGACCGACUAUAAUGGGUAGGCGGCGGUCGAUAGAGCAGCCUUUCUUUUUUUUCAGAGCACAGUGAGAUGUUGACUCAAGGUGUUGCAGCAUCUCGGGAAUGCUAUUGAAGUCUUAAGUUGAAAAGUCACUGUUUGUCUGCACGGCUCCGAAGGAUUUCAAGUGUUUCUGUUUGAGUAACGUUACUGAAAGGUGGUUUCAUUUCAACUGGAAAUGCAUCAUGCACACGAGAGGAGAAAUUUACUUUUACAGUAACUUUUCCUGUGAAUCCUGGUCAGAAUAAUUUCCCAGAAAGAAGCUGGCACUUAACUGUUAAUUCUUAGACCUUUUUAUUUAUCAAUACCAGACUCCAUUGACAGAAACAGCUGUUUUAAUCAGCAGAACACAGGAGCUCAGCACUCAGAUCCUUUCUGUAAGUUAAAGUACCACACCAUAACACAACAAGCACCAAGAAAUACCUGCAAACUUCCAGGAAACAAGCAGGAAAUGAAGCCACCUGUAAAAUGAAUAGUUUUUGUUUGCAUUUUAAACCUUUCACCUUUUUGAUUUUAUCUAUGUAUGCAGAAAUCUCACAGAAAGGAAGAGCAGAAAGUUCUCAUUUUGCUUUGUGCCCCUGAAAACCCUCCUGAAGGCCCCCUUUCGGCCCUCAGACCCCAGCUUGGCCUCAGGUGAUGGAGGGUAUGACAUCAGCAUGAGGGCUCAGCGGGCUCAGCGGCCGGGUGUUGGGUGUCCAGUCUCUGUUAGUGAAACCGGACCUUUCCUCCCUGACAUAAUUCACCGCAGUGAAGCCGGCGUGUUAUCCACAGCUGAUCUCCCUGUGCAGUGACGGAGCCGCGGGCUGACCCGCCGCAGACUGUCUGCUGGAAAUGUCAAACCUAAAGAUCUUUAACACCAAACAAAGCUGAUGCUGAGCGUUUCGGGGUUAAUUUUAUUGUCCGGUCCUGUAUUUUUAGUAACCUGUGGUCAAAUGUUCACGAUGAGACGUCACGUCCAGUUAUUCUCAGCAUCUCUAGAUCUGCAGACGGAUGACGAAAGGAAGGGGUCAAUUAUCUGCCCUUUCAAAACAAAAGCCCCAGGUACUGGAAGGACUAGGUUCACCAUUUUCCUGAGACGCACCUUAAAACAUAAGAACAGGUUUUUUGUAACCAGGCAAAGAUAGAAGCCUGACACUGUGAGCAGAGAACGUCAAACCAAACUCCAUUCAAAAUUCUCUGAAUUUAAAGCUGCAUCGCUUCUCGACAGAAAUUUUUAGGAGAUGCCUCAUCAUUUAAAACCACACCAUCAUUAGAAACUACUCUUUAAUUUGGCAACAACAACCACUUCAAUGAGCAAUGCCUCACAAUUCAAACAGCUCUGAUUUGGCUGACACUCCAACAUGAGUCUUACUUACUAUUCCUUGUUUCUGCUGUGAUUUAUUUGGGACUUUCCUUUAAUCUCAGGCCUUGUCCUGUGUUGUGAUUUAUUAAACUCGAGUUAACAAACCUCUGAAAGACAAAAUAACUCGACUGGAUUAUGAAUUAACAGCGGAUCCCUCAUAUUGUUGUGGAAGAGGUUCUGGGAAGUGUAGGAAAUCACUAGAAGAGUCAGAUUGAGAAGCAGCUUUAAGGGAUAUUUCAUCACUGCACCACAAAAUACUGACUUUUCUCUUGAGGUUGUGGUCUCAAACUGGGGUCCUGGACCCUGAAGGAGGUCCUUGAGGGUUUUCCAGGGGGUCCCCAGCAGAAGGAGGGACAGUUUAAUGUCACUGUGAGGCCUCUGCAGAAUGAAGGUGAGCGUUUACAGCCAGAGGUUUGUUACUUCCUCACCUACAGCUCAGACUGUUAUGUCACUCUGGACCAAGUCUGAAAUCUAACAGAGGGGGGGUGAGGAAGUUUUGCAGGUCCCAAAGUGCACACCUGCGCUCCUGCUCGUGCGUCUCGACUUGACAACGAGGGUCCAAAGGACAGAGUGAGCGCGUGCCAGCCCGGCCAGUCUCGUGGCUCGGUGUUUGUCUGUCCUCUUGGCUGACAAUAAACAGAUGAAGGCCGCCGCGGGGCCUGUGCCACCCCGAUGGGAGGAGAGGACGGAGCAGAGGGCAGGUCCAGCAGGGCGCGGUCUUCUUCUUCUCCCGCGGCACCUCAUCUGUACUGUAGUAGGAUCUCUUCCAUUUCCAUUUCUGCCAACAGCCCUGCGCCACAGGGACGCAUUGAGAACAAACCCGAGAGGCAGAAACCGCUGCGGGGACACCCUUUGACCGCCGUGCCCAACAGGCGCAGCCAGCCUACGCACCGCGCGCCUCCGUGUCUGUCUGUAGCCCGUUUCUCACAGCUCCGACACAGAGAGGCCGCUUUGAACCUGCCUGCCAAGAUAAACUCACCUCGCCUAUUUAUGCCCCUGCCUCCGCGUGCACUCGGAACAGGAGAGUGUCAGCGGCGCAGAGGACAGGUUCAGGUCUUUCCAGCUCGUCUCCAGCGGCGCACUGGCCACCUUUACGCGCCGGGAAUGGCGACUUUUGGGGACUCGGGGAUGAGUCCUGCUCCGUUACCUCCACUCUAAAAUUAUCGAGGGGAACCCACGCGAGGGGGACACACAGAGAGACAUACAGCGGUGACAUUUUGGCCACCCGCCGGGGGGGGUGACACACCGGCCCCGGGGCGGAAUGCUGCUCCCGACGCUGGUGACGUGCCUCGCCGGGUGCGCCUUUCUCCUCUCGCCGGUCAGCGAAGGCUGCGGACCGGGACGAGGCUACGGCAAGAGGCGGCCACCGAGGAAGCUCGUGCCGCUCGCCUACAAGCAGUUCAGCCCCAACGUGGCCGAGAAGACUUUAGGGGCCAGCGGGAGAUACGAAGGGAAAAUAACCCGGAACUCUGAGCGCUUCAAGGAGCUCACCCCGAACUACAACCCCGACAUCAUCUUCAAGGAUGAGGAGAACACAGGUGCAGACCGCAUGAUGACACAGCGCUGCAAAGACAAGCUGAACUCUCUGGCCAUCUCGGUGAUGAACCUCUGGCCCGGGGUCCGCCUGCGGGUCACCGAGGGCUGGGACGAGGACGGCCACCACUCAGAGGAGUCGCUGCACUACGAGGGCCGGGCGGUGGACAUCACGACGUCGGACCGCGACCGGAACAAGUACGCCAUGCUGGCGCGACUGGCGGUGGAGGCCGGGUUCGACUGGGUCUACUACGAGUCCAAAGCCCACAUCCACUGCAGCGUCAAGUCAGACCACUCAGUGGCGGCCAAGUCUGGAGGUUGUUUCCCCGGCGAGGCUUUGGUCACGUUGGAGAGCGGCGGUCAGAAGUCCAUCAGCGCCCUGCGACCCGGCGAACGCGUCCUGGCCUCGUUGGGCAGCGACGGCAGCGGCGAGCUGGUCUACAGCGAAGUCCUGACCUUCCUGGACCGUGACCCCGCGACCCGGAAACUCUUCUACACCCUGCAGACGGAAUCCGGGGCACGACUCUCUCUCACUGCCGCCCACCUGAUAUUUGUAUCCGAGGGGAACUGCUCGGAGGGGGCGGUGCCGACCCGCGGCGCCCUCAGGACUGCGUACGCCAGCGACGCCCGGCCGGGUCAGUGCGUGCUGGUGUCGGAGGGCGACCCGGGACAGAGGCACAGAGAGGGGCGUCUGUCUCGGAUCACCCGGGUCAGCCUGAGGGAGAGGAGGGGGACGUUUGCGCCGCUGACCCAGCAGGGGACGGUGGUGGUGGACGGGGUGGUGGCGUCCUGCUACGCCGUGCUGGACCAGCACUCCCUGGCUCACUGGGCCUUCUCUCCGCUCAGGCUGAUGCACAGCUGGACCGGCGCCACCGGACGCCACGGCGACGGGAUCCACUGGUACUCUCGGCUUUUACACUGGCUGGGGAGGAUGCUGCUGGACUCAAGACGCCUCCACCCGCUGGGCGUGGCUCAGGACGACAGGUGAGGGAGGGGGAAACGAACAGAAAGGAACCUGAACCCCUCACCUGGUGACGGGACCCCAAACAGGACGUUCGGGUUCCUGCUGAGGCCUGAUGGGAGUUUUUCAGCUGGGAAAAAGAGGGAAGAAGAAACUGUGAACUGACACAGAUGAAUUCUCUCAAAAUAAGAAACACAGACAGCGAAUAUAAGAGCACUCCGAGUCUGAAUGACCUCAAGAACGUGCACAAACCUUAACACACUAUGAAGCAGUAAUCCCAUAAUUAAUCCUUAAUUUAUCCAAGAAAACACAGCAAGCACCUUCAUCCAGAUUAGAGUUUGGUAGUUCGGUCCAUUCAUUUGAAGAACCAAAAACACUUAAUUAGAUUUUAAGGUGCAUGAUAUUCUCCUUAAUUUACACAUUAAUCAGUUUAAGGUGUUAGGAGGUUGGGAUGAACUAUUUUCAGGCUCAGAUAAAUGACAUUUUAAGGGAUUCUGGGAUAAUUGAAUAAUUAAAUAAAUAAAUGGUUUUGUGGAUUAAGGGACCGCUUUUGUAUAAUCUGGUCCAUUUUAAGGGUUUUUUACAAUUAAUCAUACCCAUAAGAUCCCAUUACAGAUGCCUGACAAAUGUUUAAAUUAUUAUUGUUAUUAUCAAUUAAGGAAUUAAUUGAUUAUGACAUUUAACUGGUUUAAGUGUGUUUACUGAAUGAAAUAAGGGGGAUUUAAGGUGUAAAAAUGCCUUAACCAUCCCUUAAAAAAAAAAAUUAAGGCACUUUUAAGGUAAACUGUAAAUUAAAUAAUGGCUUUAAUGUUGUUUUAUUCAACUUUGAAGGGAUUUUUACCCCUUUGAAAAACACUUAAUCCAAGCAAACCCUUAAAAUAAAACAACCUGUCAGUUGAAUCAUUUUACCCUUAAUCUGGUAUAAAUAAUCUAAUAUCUCAGCCUUAAAUACCUUAAAUUGAUCACAUGUUUAAAACCUAAUGAGUAAAUGAAUGGAAUUUUAAGGUAAAGGAAUGAAGGGAUUUAGUUUUAUAGUGUCCACAGGGACGUUGUGCUCUUUGUAUGUAACUUUACUGCUUUAACAGAGAUCUUAGAUGAAAUAAUAGAGUGUAUUUAAGUGUUAUUUGUUUACAGAAAAUCCUGUAAUGUUUAUGAAGUUAUUGUGGGUGAAGAGAUAUUAAAAGAAGAUUUAUUUUUGAAAUUAAAUUAUGUGGAAAUGA